GCUUAUUAGUGGGGUCAGUUUCAGUAGAUUCGUCUAAAUGGGUCUAAAACCUUGCGUCACUUGCCGAAAAUUGCAUGUUUAAAAGCGAACUUUACUCACCAAAAAAAAACCUAUAUACGAGGGUGUGAUUAAUCACUGUAAUUGCCACCGUCAUUAUCGAACAUCUAAUGAUCAGUAAUUCAUUUAGAUGAAAAUUAACUGGAAUUAAAUUAGAAAAUUGUCGGCAAUUUAGUGCACGCAUUAUAAGUCGACUUUGUUAUAAAGUCAUCGAUUCAUUAAAGGAAUUUCGUGCGAUUGUUGAAUAUUUGCAACAGUCAAUCUGUGUGUGUGUGUGUUGCAUCGAGGCAUCUCAGGUGUUUUUCCAGCCAAUAGAACACAUACAAAAUGGGGAUGCCGAAAUGCGCAGAUCCAGUGAAACUGUACGAAAACGACAGCAAACUGAAAAGGGGCGACGUGGCGGCCCUGCAGGAGUGGGCGGCUAAACAGCCCCACUUGCCCGAAAUUUCCGAACUGCAGGUGAUUCUGUUUUUGCAAAGCUGCUACUACAGCAACGAGCUGGCCAAAACCACCAUCGACAAUUAUUUCACGGUGAAAACGCUUUGCCCUGAUCUGUUUGGCCACCGCGAUCCCCAGAGCCAGAGCGUCCAGAGCGCCAUGAAAUGCACGUUAGCGGCGCCUUUGAGCAAGCUGACCACAGAGAAGUACACGGUGCUUCUGCUGAAGCUUUUGGACCACAAUCCGGAAUCGUUUGUUUUCCCCAACGGGAUUCGCUAUUUCGACAUGGUGGAGAUGCAGCAGCUUUUCCAGUUCGGGCCCCAAAAUGGGCUGCUGCUGGUCUUCGAUAUGGAGGGGUGCGUUUUCGGGCAUAUUGCCCGACUUAAUGUUUUGGUCCUGAAGAAGUUCCUCUACUACAUUCAGGACGCGAUGCCCAUCAGGCUCAAAGGGAUUCAUUUCAUCAACGCCCUGCCUUUGGUGGAUAAACUGCUGGCGCUCAUGAAGCCCUUCUUAAGGAAGGGAAUUCUGGACGUGAUUUACGUGCAUCCAGUGGGCUCAAUGGAGUCUUUUUACAAGUUCCUGCCCAAGCGCGACAUGCCUGCAGAGUACGGGGGCGAGGCGGAAUCAAUCCCAAUUUUACAAGAGCGCGGUAGGCGUCAACUGGAGGAACAUGCGGAACUGUUUGCCUUCGAAGAAGCGCAGACAGUCGAUGAGAGCAAGCGGCCGGGAAAACCGAAAAACGCCGGCGAUUUCUUCGGCGUCGAGGGAACUUUUAAAAAACUGGAAUUGGACUGAGAAACUCGGUCUUAACUGAGUUGUCCUGACACUUCAGGCAUAUCCAGAAAAAUGUUUUUGUUUAGUUUUUAAAGUCUGUUGCCAUCAAAUAUUUUUGGUGUUUUUGCAAAUUUG
Molecule: messenger RNA, 1404 nt
Organism: Dendroctonus ponderosae (mountain pine beetle)
Lineage: Eukaryota; Metazoa; Arthropoda; Insecta; Coleoptera; Curculionidae
Product: alpha-tocopherol transfer protein
Exons: 7
Coding region: 385-1290 (301 amino acids)
Cellular component (GO): membrane
Molecular function (GO): phosphatidylinositol bisphosphate binding
Source: RefSeq, a predicted model, not a curated record